AUGACAAUCAUCGGCGCCAUCGACAGCGUCAUCACGCGUCUUGCGGAUGCGGCCGACAACGUCCUCAUUCCGUACAAGAGCAUUGCCGUCGGACUGCUUGUCGCCCAGACUGCUUUUGAGCUGUACAUCAUCCGCCGCCAGCUGCCAUGCUACUCGCGCCCGCUCCCGCCCCCGGAGCUCAAGAACCACAUGACGGCGGAAAAGUACAAGAAGGCGCAGGCGUACUCGCGCGACAAGACUUACUACUCGAUCGCGCAGCACAUCUUCUCCUUCUUCCAGUCGCUCAUCUUCAUCAAGGGCGGAUACCUCUGGACGUGGAACUUUGCCGGCAAGAUCAUGGACGCAUUGGGGAUCAGCCGUAACCACAUGAUUACCUACACACUCAUUUGGACUGUUGUGACGACGCUUAUUUCGGGUGCGCUCUCGCUGCCGUGGUCGUACUACUACACCUUUGUGCUGGAGGAGAAGCACGGGUUCAACAAGCAGACGCCCAAGCUCUUCUUCAUGGACACGCUCAAGACGUACUCUCUGAUUGCCGUUCUGGGUCUUCCCGUUCUCGCUGGAUUCCUCAAGAUCUUCGACUGGGCGGGCAAGGCGUUUAUCCCGUGGCUGAUGCUGUUUGUGAUUGCGGUUCAGCUCGUGCUGCAGAUCAUCUUCCCUCUGUGGAUCCAGCCGCUGUUCAACAAGUUCACGCCGCUGCCCGAGGGCGAGGUGCGCAGCCGCGUCGAAGCGCUCGCGACCCGCCUCCACUUCCCCCUCAAGCACCUGUUCAUGAUUGACGGGUCGAAGCGCUCGUCCCACUCCAACGCGUACUUCUAUGGCCUGCCGUGGUCGAAGCAGAUCGUCAUCUACGACACGCUCAUGGACAAGAGCUCCCCGGCCGAGGUCGAGGCCGUUCUCGCCCACGAGCUCGGGCACUGGUACUACAGCCACCCGAUGCGGCUCAUGCUCAUCGCGCAAGCGCACCUGCUGUUUACGCUCGCUGUCUUCUCCGUGUUUAUCGGGAACAAGGCGCUGUUUGCGAGUUUCGGCUUCGACCCGGCGCUCGCCGUCGGACCCCCCCGCGCAGUCUGUAUUGGGUUCACGCUGUACCAGCUCCUGUUCGGCCCGAUCGACACGUUCGUCCAGUUCGCCAUGAACUCGCGCACGCGCAAGUACGAGUACCAGGCCGACGCCUUUGCGGUGCAGCUCGGCACCAAGGCCGACCUCAAGACCGCGCUCAUCAAGCUCCAUGUCGAGAACCUCUCGUCCCCGCACUCCGACAAGCUCUACUCCAUGUACCACCACUCGCACCCGACGCUGCCGGAGCGUCUCCGCGCCAUGGACGAGUACACGGGUGGGAACUGGCUCGAGCCCAAGGCGGCGCAUCCCGCGCGCCUCGCGACGACCGAGCAGAAGAAGGAGGAGGAGCGCGAACGCGAAAUCGAGGAGAAGAAGGAGCUCUAA
Trichosporon asahii var. asahii CBS 2479 is the source of this 1446-nucleotide messenger RNA. Its product is annotated as metalloendopeptidase. Gene Ontology annotation, biological process: CAAX-box protein processing. Gene Ontology annotation, cellular component: endoplasmic reticulum membrane. The record is from RefSeq and is a predicted model, not a curated record. Bases 1 to 1446 code for a protein of 481 amino acids. The transcript is spliced from 3 exons. Lineage: Eukaryota; Fungi; Basidiomycota; Tremellomycetes; Trichosporonales; Trichosporonaceae. Gene Ontology annotation, molecular function: metalloendopeptidase activity.